Messenger RNA from Oryza sativa Japonica Group (Japanese rice), 2118 nucleotides. RefSeq names its product putative E3 ubiquitin-protein ligase RING1a. NCBI's taxonomy places the organism in Eukaryota, Viridiplantae, Streptophyta, Magnoliopsida, Poales, Poaceae. The record is from RefSeq and is a predicted model, not a curated record.
AGGCAGGCAGGCAAAGGGCAGGGAGGGCGCCCCACCACCAGCACCACCAUCGCGGCAUUGCGUUUGCGUUGCCUUUGCUUUUCUUUUCCUCUCGCUCUCCGCCUCCUCCUCCUCUUAUUGCCCCCGACUGCGAGUCGAGUCGCUUCCACCCACCUCACCUCCCUUCCCCCUCCUCGUGCUUGCUCCACGACGUCGCGGAGAAGGGGGCGCGCGCGCGGCGAGCGGGGAGGCGGGGAGGAGGCCGGAAUGCCCGCGCAGAAGCGGCCGGCACCGGAGGCGGCGUCGGCUCCAGCGGGGGGAGACGGGCACGUGGAAGGAGGAGGUGCUGGUGGUGGUGGUGGCGCGGACGAGGACGCCCACCGCGGCGGGGAGCGCUCCCCGAAGGUGAUGAACGGUGGCGGGCCGGAGAAGGAGAAGGAGCGGCGGGACGCUGAUUCUGAUGCGGAGGAAGAGGAGGAGGAGGCCGGCGGCGGCGGUGGUGGUGGAGGGGCCGACGAAGACCGCGACAGCCCGUCUUCGGAGAGCGACGGCGACAUGGACGAGUUUAUACUAGUGAAAUUAAUGGAUAUACGGAAAGAAGUGCAGUGCCCUAUAUGCUUAGGCAUUAUCCGGAAGACAAGGACAGUUAUGGAGUGUUUGCACCGGUUUUGUAGGGAUUGCAUAGAUAAAUCCAUGCGACUAGGAAAUAAUGAAUGCCCAGCAUGCCGCACCCAUUGUGCAAGUAGACGUUCUUUGAGGGAUGAUCCUAAUUAUGAUGCUUUAAUUUUGGCUUUGUAUCCAGAUAUUGACAAGUACGAGGAAGAGGAACUUGCUUUCAGCGAAGAGGAGAGGACUCGCAACAAAAAGAUCCAAGCAUCCAUCGCUGAAACAUUUCGAAGACAAUCAGAAGCACUCGUGAAGAAGCGUUCCGUUGCAAAAGCAACAGGUUCAACUAUUACGAGAAGGACCAGGGGUAAUAUGCGCGCAAAAAGGAGGGGACGAACUAGUUCCCCUGAUAUUGUUGCAACUGACAAUGAGGAUGAGGAUAGAGAUGAAAAUGGCAAUGAGGGCAGCAAAGAGUCGUCUUCUGUUGAUGACCGUUCCCCAGAUGUAAGGCAGAAAAGAGUUCGGAGGUGGCCCGUGCCACGAUCAUCCCCUGCUAAGAGCAUUGGGGGUAUUGAUAGUAGCUUUGAGGAUAUUGAUGACUUAGGAAGUGGCAGAGAUAUCAUGAGUACUUCUCCACUACGCGGAGAGAUGCUUGCCUGGGGAAAAAAUGGCACCCGCAGUCAAACCCGGCAUGGCAAUUCUGGUGGUUCCAGUGGAAGGAUGGCAAAGGGUGGUCGUGUUACCAAGUUGGUUGAAUACCUACGUAAUACCGAUGAAUUCGAUAAUAAGUUCAACUUAUAUCUUGUUCUACUUCCACUUAAUGGACAAAGCAUGCCUAAAUUGGAGAAGCCCUAUCUCAGUUGCCAACCGACAUUCUCUGUUCGCCAUCUUUGCCAGUUUGUUGCUCUCCAAUUGUCUCGCCAUGCGAAAGAAGUGGAGAUAUUCAUCAGGAAGAACCCCAACAAUGGAUGCUUUGCAUCCAUAGAUACUAGUGCAGAUGAGAUAAAACUGAAUCAUGACGCCUUAGAAAGAUUGGAGGAAGAGAAAUCUCUUUCAGAGCUGUACCCUUCACUUGCCUCUGGCCAUGGGGAUCUGGAAUUAUUAUAUUCCCUGAAAGCAGAAGUGUAGAUCAAAUUAAUGGCACAAGUUCUCCUUCAGUAUCAAUCUGAUCAAAUAGCGGGGAAUAUGAUGGCAUGCAGGGAUCAUCCGAUGAAAGCCUGUACAAAGUUAUCCAGUAUAGAAAAAGAAAAAAGAGAAUCAGCAAACUUAGCUCUUCCUUAGUUGUGACUCGUUAAAUUUGCUCUUGGUCUUCUGAUAUAGUACAUGGUUCAUUCAUUUAAAUUGGAGGAAUUGAAAUGCAUGGGUGGAUGGAAUUAAGUAGCAGUCGUAAAAGAAGGCCAAACAUAUAGUCUGGUGACUGCUCGUUGUGAUAUUGGUGUUGCCUGUCCAACUUGAACUGAUUUUUAAAUGGAGAUAUCAACUGAUUUAACUUGGUAGCUCGAUUCCCAGAUGGUGGAAUCGCAAUUGCUCCCA